UUACAACUGUCAGUCCUGCUGGAGUGAAACCUCACAGUUUCCAGCGCGAGUGGACAAGUAACGAGAAUUAACUGUAUCACGCGUUCGGAUAUAACAAAACAUGAGCUAAGUACUACAGAAUACAAUUUAAACGUUACAAAUGGGGAGCUAAAAGAAGAAAAUGACGUGUAUGCGUUACAGUAUGUUACUAUUUUCAGUUUUGGAGUUAUUGUUGUUUGGAUGCACAGCUGGUUUGUCUCGUGCCGCACACCGCGAGAGCGAUGAGAGCGCGUCUCAAGGCUCGAGAUUCCCGCGUGCUGCGCUGGAUGAGCCACUGGACGCGACCACCAUACCAAACCACUUACAGGAGGACGACCUGAACCCCAGGUUUACAACUUUCAACCCCAGGCUGACCGUCACGACCAGAGACUCCAGGACCAGUGGUAAAUCUAACCAACUAGAAUCCUUCUUGGUGACCGCAACGGCUGCGCCUCUGACCAAAACAAUGGACCCAGUCAAUGAAAUAUCAACAUUAUCCACCAAACUAAAUAUUACAGUAAAUUCCACUUCUUUCACUCCAAUAAGUCACAAAGAAACGUCAACGUUACCCGCAUUGGAUACAAACAGUUCAUGGACAGUGAAAAGCACAUUCACGCCUGUCCUGACCACUGAGACAGGACCUCUACAGUGUAACUGCAGUGUUAAGGGCUCAGAGAUCCCAGAUACCUGUGACCCCAUCACAGGUCAGUGUGUGUGCUUACCUGAAUAUACGGGUCAACAGUGUGACAAAUGCCAGGAUGGAUAUUUUUCAAAUGGGACCAGCGUCUGCCAGGCUUGUGGGUGUAACCUCAAUGGAUCCGUGAGCCAAGUAUGCAAUAGUUCUGGCGUGUGCAUGUGCAAGGCAGGGGUGCACGGGGACAAGUGUGACGACUGCAGCCCGGGCUUCACACAGUUAAGCAGUACGGGGUGCCAACCGUGCCAAUGCAAUAAUCACAGCAACUCCUGCCACACGAUAUUAGGCAGCUGCAUCAACUGCCAGGGCGACACCGAAGGACCCAGCUGUGAGAUCUGCAGGUAUAAUUUCUACCGAAAGCGCGGUGCUUCUGUAACGGACCCCUGCGUAACCUGCCCCUGUUCCAGCGUCACAUCCACAGGCACCUGUAGGCUGGAUGAGAACAACGAGGCUGUCUGUAACCAGUGCAAGCCAGAAUAUCAGGGUCCAUACUGUGCGGAGUGUAGCGAUGGCUUCUACAACGCAGACAGCAUCUGCGUUACCUGUGACUGCAGUGGGAACGAAGACCCACGCACCUCCCCUAAGAUCUGCGACCCGGGAACAGGCGUCUGCCUGAACUGCAUCAACAACAGUACAGGCCCGCACUGCGAGCUCUGCGCAGACGGCUUCACAGGGGACGCGCUCGCCAGAAACUGCACUCUUACAGUCGUCCACACUACACCUUCAACUACUACCCACCGGGUUCACUACACCACCAUGACCUCCGGCCCCAAUGUUACAACUCAGUUCACCACCUCGGCCCUGCUGACGACCCUGGCCAGCUCGACCCCAAACACCACCGCGGCCGCAGUGACUCAGCUCCCGUGGAACCAAUUUAACAUUAUCAUCCUAGCAGUCAUCAUCAUCGUGGUGGUAGCUCUCAUGGCGGCGGUGGGUGGUGUGUACACUUACAGGGAGUACCAGAACCGCAAGAUCAACGCCCCGUUCUGGACCAUUGAGUUGAAGGAGGACAAUAUAAGCUUUAGCAGCUAUCACGAUAGCAUUCCAAACGUUGACGUAUCGGGCCUUUUAGAGGACGAACUUAGCGAAAUGGCGGGUAACGGACAGCUUGCUUUAUCCGGUAGUUUGUAUAAGGUCUGAUUUGCAUUAAAUCUUCCACGGAAGUGUUGCAGGAAGUACGCCAGCUCAGGACCAAGAGUGGGCAGAAUGUGGACCCAUGGAUACGGGGACCCUCAAUUUUUUUACGAUGCUGAACAAAAGACCUGGUGUCUUCAGCAAACAUGAUGAUAAAAAACUCAGAAUCAGACAAAAACAGAAAAGAGAGAAAAUUAUACGCAGACAAGAAAGGGAAGCAUCAGCGUGUUAUUUACCUGAAAGGGAUGGCGCUGUUGGGAAGCACCUGUCUUAUUAAAGACCUCGGGAGACUCUGAACUCAAACUUGCUGUCUUGAAGAAAGACAAAGAGACUAAUUUACUAAUGUAUGACGGCGAUUAAGGGCAUGUUUGAGUAGUGAUAGCAAUAUACAAACACAAUGAGACAUGCAUGCAUGUUUCAUCAUUCAUGCAUAAUUCAUUGAAACGCAUCUGCUUUAAUAAUAUUGUUUGCACAUUUUCAUGCAAAAUAUGCUGAUGUAUCUUUUUAAAUGUUCCCUUUGUAAGUGCUAAGAAUUUAAAAAAUGCACAGAGGACAUUUAUUUUUUUAAAACUCAGGAUAGAGAUACUGUUUUUGUUUCACAAGCCACAUGUGAUAACACAUGCAAGACUAUAGAUGGCAGCAUUACACAAGCCCUCGGCUUUGGUAUAUGCAAUGGAAAAUUCUGAGUAAAUGAUGCUGAAUGGCAUAUUUAGACACUUUCAAACCAAAGCGAAUUACAAGAUUGGAUGAUUAAAUUUUUUUAAGGCCAACGUUGAUCUGCGUGUCAGCCUCAAUAAGACAGAGCCUGAUAAAUUUAUGUAACAGUUUUAUAAGAGCAAAGUGGAUUUAGUAGCAAUAUGUGAUUUUGCGUGUUUAUUUAUUUUCAGCAAAUUCUCCUCAAUCAAUCCCUUAUUCUUCAUGACUUGUUUUCAGUCGAAUGCUUCAGCAAUAUGUUGGAUUUGGUUAAUUUAUUAUUUUAGAUAGAUCUCUUUCCCAUGCCAAUGGCUUUAAAACACAAGGUCAGUUUGACUCAUGAACAAAUAUGAGAAAAUGAGCAGUGGUCAUUCAAGCUUGCAUGACCACUUUGCGUAGCGCAGGCUGAAACAUUUUAAAGGAAGGUUAAUGAAUGAAUACGUGUAUAUAUUUGGUGUGCAAGAAUGCGUGUGGGUGAUUGGGGUGAUAAAUUAUAUGACAGCGUGUGUGUGUGAGUAGUAGUACAAAGCAUAAAAAUUCUGUAAGAAUGUGAAAAAUAUAUAAUCCGCAAUAACAAGUGAUUAGUUGUCAGCCCCGAAGUGAAAACAAGCUGCCUUUAGCUACAGCUCUAUAGUUCAUUUUAUCUCGCUCUCUCAUUCCACCGUCCUCAUCCGAGGUGUGUUUACUGUAUAUAAAAUGAUGUGAAUAUUAGAUGUACAGAAUAGUUGUAAUGAGCAGGCUGCUAUCAUACUGGUACAUGCGGGACGUAAAGAAACAUGGUCAGUUGUUUUGUUUCCCUGUCCAGCAUACGCACGCACACAUAGAAACUGAUGUCUUAAUGGUGUGUUUGUCGAACAGAGACAUGGUGUACGCUAUGCAUGGUGCACCACACUCACAACGCAACUAACUCUGUGAAAGAUUCAAUAAAAGGAGGUUUUAGUAA
Molecule: messenger RNA, 3482 nt
Organism: Misgurnus anguillicaudatus (oriental weatherfish)
Lineage: Eukaryota; Metazoa; Chordata; Actinopteri; Cypriniformes; Cobitidae
Product: multiple epidermal growth factor-like domains protein 9
Biological process (GO): animal organ morphogenesis; tissue development; axon guidance
Cellular component (GO): basement membrane
Molecular function (GO): extracellular matrix structural constituent
Source: RefSeq, a predicted model, not a curated record